AACUUAUCUGGUCAGUCAGUCAGUGACGGUUGUUUCAAGCUGGUUGAGUUAAUUGGCUUUGGUGCUUCCAGAACUGUCUAUCACACUCUCGACACUCAACCAGAUCCAUGUGAUCCUGUUUAUUAUGCCAUCAAGUGCUUGCCAAACACAAACCUCUCCCAAGAUUGUCUUGUAUGGCAGAGGCGGGAGAUCACAUCCCACUCCUUGGUAUCUGGAAAAACAUUGUCGCCAUAUAUCUGCCAUCUCCAUGAGACCAUCGCGGAAGGACCAUACAUCUACCUGGUGCUCAACUACUGCCCUGGUGGGGACCUCUUUACCGCCAUAAGGAUGCAAAAAUAUGAGGGUGAUGUCGCCCUCAUUAAGAGGGUGUUCCUAGAGCUUCUCAAUGACAUACAUGCCUGCCAUCAGAUAGGCGUUUACCACCAUGACUUGAAACCACAGAAUAUUCUCUGUGUUGAGAGCAGUUUGGGCAUUCGUAUUGCGGAUUUCGGACUGUCAACCAAAGAUGACUGCAGUAGGGAAUUUAAUGUAGGAAGUUGUGAGUACAUGAGUCCUGAAUGCAAUUUGGAGGCGAAGAGCUCUCAUUACUCGCCAAUUUACUCAGACCUCUGGUCAUUGGGAGUUAUUCUUGUGAACAUGGUCAUGGGCCACUGCCCCUGGGAAACCGCGGAGCCUUCGGAUCCAGACUUCCGGAGAUAUCUCGACAAUGCUGACUUCCUUCUCAAGGUCCUUCCCAUUUCAAGAUCUUUCAACAAAAUUCUCAAGUUGAUCUUUGACAUGAAUCCGUACUCACGAAUGAGUGCUCUUGAGCUCAGAGAUGAGAUCAUUAAACUUAAGAGCUUU
Molecule: messenger RNA, 843 nt
Organism: Suillus paluster
Lineage: Eukaryota; Fungi; Basidiomycota; Agaricomycetes; Boletales; Suillaceae
Product: kinase-like domain-containing protein
Exons: 2
Biological process (GO): protein phosphorylation; intracellular signal transduction
Molecular function (GO): ATP binding; protein serine/threonine kinase activity
Source: RefSeq, a predicted model, not a curated record